Molecule: messenger RNA, 4724 nt
Organism: Orcinus orca (killer whale)
Lineage: Eukaryota; Metazoa; Chordata; Mammalia; Artiodactyla; Delphinidae
Gene: COL21A1
Product: collagen type XXI alpha 1 chain
Exons: 22
Coding region: 2121-3746 (541 amino acids)
Source: RefSeq, a predicted model, not a curated record
AAUUUAACAUAUAGAGUUAAUUUGUUUCUUCAUUGUCAAUGCAAAUAAAAUGACACUGAUUAAACCAUAUUUUGAGGUUCAUAAUUGAAAUAAAAUUAUAAUGUGUACAAGUGUAAAUGGAAGACCACGGGAAAUAUUUUCUCAUCUCAGAUUGAUUGUUCCACUACUCAAGUGAAGCAGGGAUAGACCUGCUCUAGAAAAACGUAGAAUUCGUUGUCUGAAUGUCCAGUAAGUAAAAUACAUUUCUAUACUUUAUUAAAUGUGUGGGUGAAAUACCUCACGUGGCACAAUUCUGAAGAAUGGAAAAUUAUUCAUUUUCCUGUUUACUAGCACGUUUUCUCAAACCAUAAUGAGUAUAAAUUUUUCUUUUUGUUGUUGUUGCCACCCAAGUAGGAUUUUCUUAUAAUUCUAGGAUAUAAGCAAAUUUCUAUUUAUUUAGCUAUUUUCAUUAAUGCGUUAGAAAGAAAAAGAUUAUAAGCUAAAAUGUUAUAGAGUCUGAUCAUAUACGUGUGUGAGUGUGUGUGUGUGUGUGUGUGUGUGUGUGUGAGAUCAAUCCCUUUUCCCCUGGGCAAGAAACAGUAUAUUGUUGCUAGUGAAAAUAAGGUAAAAUGUCAUAAAACUUUUUGACAAUGUGGAUUUCCAGUCAUAUUUGAACCCUACGUAGUUCUUUUCAUUUGUAUAGUCAUGCUGUCAUCAUUUUCUUAUUUCCUAUCAAACUGAAUAAAUUAUGGAUCCAUAUUCUGAAAAUUUGAGGACAUAGAGCAGCACAUUUGAAGGAUCUGUAAUAAAAUCAAAGAUGGAAGCUUCUAGAAAUGAUUCAUUCUGGAUUUUCUACUUAAGUAGUUGUUUAAACACUAUAAUAUUUAUUUUAGAUACUUAUAACUUGGAAUAUAAAUCUCUCCUAAAAGCAUCAAGAAGUUAUUUCAUUUUGAGAGUCCAUGGUACAUACUUGAUUUAUUGCUAUUUCUCCAUUGAUGUUAUGCCAUGACUAUGACCCCCCAUAUAAUAGAAGCAUAGAGUGAGAUUGUAGAUUCUGUGUUCUCACAUCCACUUUUCUGUGUUUUUAUGGCUCCUUCCUCACUCUCAGGUAUGACUUUUUCAGGCUUGUUUACCCUUUUCAUCUUCAUUGCCACCUUCUCAUUUUCUGAUCUAAUCUGUUAUUGUUUGGAAAGAUUAUUAACCUAUUUUAAAAUUGUGUGUCAUUCAGUAAGAAAUAGAUGGCUUAGUAAGAAGCUUUUCUAAAGUAAAUUGCAUAAAAUUGAACGCAUGCAGGGGCUUCCCUGGUGGCGCAGUGGUUUAGAGUCCGCCUGCCGAUGCAGGGGACACGGGUUUGUGCCCCGGUCCGGGAAGAUCCCACAUGCCGCAGAGCUGCUGGGUCCGUGAGCCAUGGCCGCUGCGCCUGCGCGUCCAGAGCCUGUGCUCCGCAACUGGAGAGGCCACAACAGUGAGAGGCCUGCGUACCGCAAAAAAAAAAAAAAAAAAAAAAAAAAAAAUUGAAUGCAUGCAGUUUGCGACUUGCUUAGAUGUGUUUUGGCUUUUUCUCUGGUUCUUAAGUGAUUCCCAGAAAGUUCAAGAGAGCGUAUAAACCCCACAUUGAGGUAUUUUUGUUCUUGUGUGGCUGUUAUACCAAGCACACUCUCCAUCAUUGCUAAUUUCCUUCCUUUAUCCUAUUAUAAAUGUGGGAAUAACAUAAAUAGGUAAUGUUUUAGUAUCGUUGCAAGCAAAUGUUUUAGCUCUUGCUGGUUUUGGUACUUCAUUUAUCUCUACCCUGGACAAGGAAAUAUCUGUAAAUUAGGAAGAUAAUUUAGACAUUUAAUUAGAAACAUGUCUUAAAACACAUUUGUUGUUUUUCUUUCAGAACGGUGAGGUAGGCCUGGAUACUAUUAUUCUCCUUAAGGUAGUAUUUGCAUUGUGGGACUGUUUAACUUCCUUCCAACAAUUGUAAGUAUGUUAGAUAAAUAGAACCCAUUUUUAUGUAGUCUGAAUGUAUCUAGUAUUCAUAGCUUUUUUGUGAUUCUGAAUUUCUUAUUGGAUGGGACUAAAUAAAAUUGGACAGUAAAUAUAAGAUAUCUUUACCAUUUCACACACACAUAUAGACAUGCACAGGCAUAUGUGCACAUAUGUAUGUGUCUUGCCAUGUGCCUUUAUCUCCAUUUUUGUCUUUUAGUGCUUCAAUGGUCCCAGUGAUGUUGGUUCAACGGCAGCUCCCUGUAUUUGUCCUCCAGGAAAACCAGGACUACAAGGCCCCAAAGGUGACCCUGGACAGCCUGGGAACCCUGGAUACCCUGGACAACCUGGUCAAGAUGGGAUAUCAGGGAAUGGCAGGAUCACCAGGUGUUCCAGGAUCCCCAGGAAUACAAGGAGCACGAGGACUACCAGGUUAUAAAGGAGAACUGGGGAGAGAUGGAGAAAAGGGUGACCGUGGACUUCCUGGUUUUCCUGGGCUUCAUGGAAUGCCAGGAUCAAAGGGUGAAAUGGGUCCCAAGGGAGAUAAAGGAUCACCUGGAUUUUAUGGCAAAAAGGGUGCAAAAGGUGAAAAGGGGAAUGCUGGUUUUCCUGGCCUUCCUGGACGUGCUGGAGAACCAGGAAGACAUGGAAAGGAUGGAUUAAUGGGUAGCCCUGGUUACAAGGGAGAAGCAGGACCUCCAGGUGCUCCAGGGCAGGAUGGAUCACGGGGUGAGCCUGGAAUCCCAGGAUUUCCUGGAAACCAAGGAUUAAUGGGACAAAAAGGAGAAAUUGGGCCUCCAGGACCACUAGGAAAAAAAGGAGCUCCGGGGAUACCUGGUUUGAUGGGAAGCGACGGCUCACCAGGUCAGCCUGGAGCCCCAGGAUCUAAGGGAAAUAAAGGUGAACCUGGACUUCAAGGGCUGCCUGGGGCUUCUGGGCUCAAGGGAGAACCAGGAGCAGUGGGUCUGCCAGGAGAACCAGGAUACCUGGGUUUACCUGGAAUUCAAGGGAAAAAGGGGGACAAAGGAAAUCAAGGCGAAAAGGGCAUUCAGGGUCAAAAGGGAGAGAAUGGAAGACCAGGGAUUCCAGGGCCACAGGGAAUUCAAGGCCAUCAUGGUACAAAAGGAGAGAGAGGUGAAAAGGGAGAGCCUGGUGCCAGAGGUGCCACUGGACCCAAAGGAGAAUCUGGAGUGAAUGGUCUGAUGGGGCCUACGGGUCCCCAGGGGCAACCCGGGGAAGCAGGUCCUCAGGGACCCCCAGGACUAGAUGGGAAGCCCGGGAGAGAAUUUUCAGAACAGUUUAUUCGACAAGUUUGCACUGAUGUAUUAAGAGCCCAGCUACCUGUCUUACUUCAAAGUGGAAGAAUUCAGAGUUGUGAUCACUGCCAGUCCCAGCGUGGCUCUCCUGGUAUUCCUGGGCCACCUGGUCCCAUGGGCCCAGAAGGUCCCCGAGGAUUCCCUGGUUUGCCAGGAAGAGAUGGUGUUCCUGGAUUAAUGGGAGCUCCGGGACGCCCAGGUGCCAAAGGAUUAAAAGGCUUACCAGGACGAAAUGGGGCAAAGGGGAGCCAAGGGCUUGGGUACCCUGGAGUACAAGGUCCUCCUGGUCCCCCAGGUCCAGAGGGCCCCCCUGGAAUAAGCAAAGAAGGUCCUCCGGGAGACCCAGGUCUCCCCGGCAAAGACGGAGACCACGGAAAACCUGGAAUCCAAGGGCAGCCAGGACCCCCGGGCAUCUGUGAUCCAUCACUGUGUUUUAGUGUCAUUGUCAGAAGAGAUCCCUUUAGAAAAGGACCAAACUAUUAGUGUCUGAUGCCUCAUUCAGCAGCCUAGGCAUGGUGCUCUUCUUUUGUGGUCUUUGCAUCUCAGGAAGAUAACAACAGUAAUCCCUUGAAAAGAAACUUGUGUACCUCGGUGUUUUUAUUAUUGUUUCUUUCCUUAAUGAAAAAUACAGAAAAGGUCACAUAUACCGAUUUUAAAGGCUCCUCAGUUCUUCAGAGCCUUUAGAUUAGUAGCAUUAACUAAAUCUCAAGGGUUUCUUGUAAGUCCAUUCAUUUUAGUCAAAGUCAAAUAUAAAAAAACACCAUUGCCUGUCAGCCAGUCAGUUUCAGUCACUGUGAAAAAUUUCACAUUCAGCCUCCAUGCAGCAGAGUAUUUGAGUUCAACUUCCUGUCUGUGUGAAUUUCAUGUUUCAUAGCUCAUAGCUCACACUUCUACAUUAGUCCAAACGUGCAUCUGGACAUGGGAGAUGAGAUCAGGGCUGAUAUUCAGUUUGGGAACAGACCGUAUUGCCAUAUCAGCCCUUACUCCAGUGUCUGUGCUUACCAGACAGUGGUGAUGGACUGUUGGGAUUGUUCAGUGUUUUGAAUAUCACCUCUGAACAUUCUGGAAAAAAAGUUUCACUGGACCUGGUCAAUAUGUUCAAAGCAAUGGUAAGUUCAGAAAUACCAAAAAGACUUUCUUCUUCAUACUUGCUUAGUAAUUGGAAUGUUUGUUGCAUGCCUUCAUUUUCCAUUUCAGUUAUUACAUGUGUACAUUCAUAUAUGUUAACUUUUAUUGUAGCAAAGCUAGUGGGAAUCAAUGCUCUAGUUGACAGGAAAGGUAACUCCACAAAUCCUAGGAUGUCUUGAUAUUUUUAGCAGACUUUAAAAUAUUAUAAACAGUCUUUGUGUACUGUACUUAAUGCUUUUGUAAGGAACAUAAUUUGAGAUAUUCCAUCUUUAUCAUGCUCUAAAUUUUGUUACUUUGCUUAUUAUUCAAAGUACAAUAAAGUUUUGAACAGGC